Molecule: messenger RNA, 3358 nt
Organism: Bubalus bubalis (water buffalo)
Lineage: Eukaryota; Metazoa; Chordata; Mammalia; Artiodactyla; Bovidae
Product: histone H2B type 1-C/E/F/G/I-like
Exons: 3
Coding region: 1577-2062 (161 amino acids)
Cellular component (GO): nucleosome
Molecular function (GO): DNA binding; protein heterodimerization activity; structural constituent of chromatin
Source: RefSeq, a predicted model, not a curated record
GCAGUCGAUUUGCAAGAUCCCUGGUUCUUAGUUUCUGCUAUGAAACAAACAGCCUUUGUUCAAACAAACAAAACAAAUCAAUCAAACAGAUAAGGAGUUUCCACCACUGAACACUAAUUGUUUUUGCUAUCAACUUGGCCCCAUUCGUAGAUAUCUUGAGGGUAAGACUAAGUCUUUGUUCUUUAUAAUUCUCUUUUAGGGAAGCUCUCCUUCUUUAUAUAUUCAGAUUAAUGCUAAAAAUAAAAUUUAAAAAUACCUCUUUCAAGAAGUAGACCUACAGAGAAUUUGAUCUGGGAAAAUCUGUGCUAAGAGUUAUACUCUUUUUCACUUACAAGCCCAAAUACCUUGAGAGAUCAUAAAGCCUCCAUGUAAAUGCUGGGUUUAACUCUUUAGGUACUUCUCAAGACAUAAAUAAUUCAGAUUUUUAAAAUAUUGAAAUAAUGGUGUUAUUAUUAUCAGAUUGGGUGUUUGAUACUUGACGAAGUAUCAAAGCUUGAUAUACUGGAGUUCUAGAAUAUUGCAAUUCAACACUAUAGUCACUAGUUUAAAUCAUCUUGCUCAGAAAAUUUUCCUUCAUUAAGGUAAGUGUCUAAAUUCCAUUUUUAGAGUAAGUCCACAUUGAUUUAAGGCAGAUGUUUACAGGGUCUAUUUAAAUACAUGAAUACACCUAAGAUGUCCAUUCCAAGUCCAAUGCAAUGGACAUGAACUUGGGCAAACCUCCGUAGUGAAAGAGUCAAACACGUCUGGGCGACUGAACAACAACCAGGUGUCCUCACUUUAGUCGUUAAUGAGAGGGAUGCAGACCAAGUCUGUUGUUUUUCAAAGCUGAGCAGUGGACAGAGAACUGCAGGUAGGAGGAAGAGAAUUAUGAUUGGAGGGUCAGACCCAGGAGGGAGGGGCAGUAGAUUGGCCCUAGAAAGCCUGGGGCUGCCUCAGGGAGACAAAAGGGGCCUGGAAGAAAUGCUGAUGCAGGCAGGGAAGAGUCAGAGGGUGGCCAGAAACCUUCUCCAACACGUUUACACUGGGCAGUUUGUGGCAAAGCCACUGUAUUAAGUGUGGCCGAGAAAAUGCAUUUUUAAAAAGUGACAGUCCAGGCUUUUAACAGCUUGAGGAAGGGAGAAAAUCAGACCUGAUAUUGUUAUUGAUCCUCCCAAGUCAGUCUCCAACAGAAGUCCUGCUCUGUGUCACUGGGGCCAACAGAACAAGACCCAAUUUGUAUGAGGAACAGAUGAAAGCUAUACUCUGAUCAAGGAACGGAGAGGUGCCAGCUUGCCUCUAGAACACACGCGCACCUGGACAGACCGCAGUGGGCGGGGCUGCGUUCCUGGGAUCCUGCCGGCGGGGGAGGAGACGAGUUCUCCUGCAGUCGGCACAGGUGUGCGGCUCAGACUCCAGAUGACAGCGCCUGAGCCGCGCGCGUCUCUGCGCAGGCCCGCCGCCGCCGUCUUGACUAUCGGUGUCUUGCACAGCGGUCUGUGCCUGAGCCACGCAGGUGCUGAGAUGUCCCCGAGGCCACUUCUCACCAGGACCUCUGGGUCCAAAGCGCCAAGUUUGAGACCUCUGCACGUGAAACUAGAUGAAGCGCAAGAGAGAAGACGUGCCUGAACCGGCUAAGUCUGCUCCUGCCCCUAAAAAGGGCUCUAAAAAAGCUGUGACCAAGGCCCAGAAGAAGGACGGCAAGAAGCGCAAGCGUAGCCACAAGGAGAGCUACUCCGUGUACGUGUACAAGGUGCUGAAGCAAGUCCAUCCGGACACUGGCAUCUCGUCCAAGGCCAUGGGAAUCAUGAACUCCUUCAUCAACGACAUUUUCGAGCACAUCGCUGGUGAGGCAUCGUGCCUGGCGCAUUACAACAAGCACUCGACUAUCACAUCCAGGGAGAUCCAGACCGCCACGCGCUUGCUGCUACCUGGGGAGCUGGCCAAGCACACUGUGUCUGAGGGCACUAAGGCUGUCACCAAGUAUACCAGCUCCAAGGAGCUGCAGCAAGGACCCGAUGCAAAGCACCCAUAUGUGAGGAGUCUUACCUGCCAAAAUACCCACCAACCCUCUUCUCUUGGGUAGGCCAAGGCAACUAGGCCACUAUAGCCAUCGCCAUCUCUGUGGAUCAAGAAGAGUCGGAAUGGAUCUCCCCAAUGUUGUAUCUCCUUCCCCUGUCUCCAAGUCUGAAUUCUGUGAGACUCAGUCUCAUGGAAUAAUCAAAACUAAAAUAGCACUUCUUCAAAUCUGUAUUGUUUGUCAUCCUUUGAGGCAACACCCUCACUUUAUGAUCUUUUGUGUGCUCACCUUUAUAGAACUCACCUCCUUUGACAAUAUCACUUCUUUUCCAAACUCUUGUUAUGUCUUCUGGAACUCAGCCCUACACACUGGCUACCUGGACAUUUCUUUACUUCAUUACAUUCAUACAAACUGGACUUUUUCCAAAUCACUUCUUCUGAAGGUCUCCUAACACAGAUAUGGGUUCAUCGAAUUUAUCUAUAAAUAAUGAGUUACUUGUGACUUCAGCAUCUAGAGGACUAGAUUUCAAUCAUGUGUUCAUAAAUACUCCAAGCUUUCAUUGCCUCUUUAUUUUUAUUUUACCUAUUGGGUGAACUCACUACCAUAGGUGACUGUAACUCUCCAUGUUUUCCCUGCCUACAUGGAAAUCAGAAAACUGCAGCCCGUUCAAGGUGUUAAGAAAAAUUUUUUCAUGUCUAAAUAUUUGUUUAAAAAGCCAAGAAAAAUAUAUGAAAGAGACCAUAUGUAAUGCACAAAGCCUAAAAUAUUUGCUACCUGGCCCACUUUAACAACCAAAACAUGAUCCAUCUCCCCUCGCAUGGCUCCCUCUUGUAAUAGAGGACACGUUUGUCCCCCUCGCUAGUGAAAGUUUUGCCACCAGUGCUCUGACUCAUCCUUUCCUGCUAUGGUGGACGUAUGCCUUUUGUUUCUACCAUCCUUUCCUUUGGGGAAACACCUCUACCCAUUUUGUGUUAUCUUUCCCAGUCUACAUGGCUUGAAAAGUGAAAGUGUUAGUUGCUCAGCUAUGUCGGACUCUUUUUGACCCCAUGGAUGAUAACCUGCCAGGGUCCUCUGUCCAUGGAAUUCUCCAGGCAGGAAUACUGGAGUGGGUAACCAUUCCCUUCUCCAGGGCAUCUUCCCAACCCAGAGAUAGAACCUGGGUCUCCUGCAUUACAGGCAAAUUCUUUACUGUCUGAGCCAUUAGGGAAGCCUCUAUAUGACUUAAAUUGGAAUAAUUAUCACCACACCCCUCUUCCUCUAGCCCCAUAGAUAGGCACAUGAUUGAGCCUUGGAUGCUUAGAACAUUUCAACUCCAUAUUUACAGAAGUUGAUUCUGAAAAAGACAUCUGAUCAAAGCUGGGU